AUGAAGGAACUCGAACAUCUUAACCAUUUUCUUGGCUUGGAGGUUGAUCGCAGUGAAGAAGGAAUUUGCUUGCAUCAACAAAAUUACUCCAAAGAUGUAUUGAAGAAGUUUGGGAUGUUCAAUUGCAAACAAACCUCAACACCUCUGGAUCCAAAUGUUAAGAUGUGUGCUCAUGAAGGGAAAGACUUGGAAUAUGCAACAAUGUAUCGGCAAUUGAUGGGUAGUUUGAUUUACUUAACUUUAACAAGACUCGACAUCUCUUAUGCAGUAGGUGUGAUGAGUCGUUACAUUCAAAAUCCAAAUAAGUCUCAUUUGGAUGGAGUUUGUCGAAUCUUUAGAUAUGUAAAGAGUACAAUUGACUAUGGUGUCUUGUAUAAGAAAGGUGAAGAAUGCAAACUGAUCGGAUAUUGUGACUCUGACUAUGGAAGAGACCAUGAUACCCGUCGUUCAACUACUGGUUUUGUGUUUAAGCUUGGAGCUGGAGCAAUUUCUUGGUCCAACAGAAGACAGGCAACCGUGUCGCUCUCAACAACAGAAGUAGAGUAUUGGGCAACAACAGUUGCAACUCAAGAAUGUACACGGCUUAUGGAGUUGAUGAAGGGUCUAAGACAACCAGUAGGCUAUGUAGUUCCUUUGUACUGUGGUAAUCAAUCAGCAAUUUGUUUGGCUAAAAAUCCAGUUUUCCGCACAAGGACUAAACACGUGGAGAUACAUUACAACUUUAUCCGGGAAAAAGUUUUGGAGCACAUCAAAACAGAACAUCAAAUUGCACACUUUGUUCACCAAAGGUUUUAG
Messenger RNA from Solanum stenotomum, 795 nucleotides. RefSeq lists its product as uncharacterized. Bases 1 to 795 code for a protein of 264 amino acids. The transcript has a single exon. The record is from RefSeq and is a predicted model, not a curated record. Lineage: Eukaryota; Viridiplantae; Streptophyta; Magnoliopsida; Solanales; Solanaceae.